Apiotrichum porosum is the source of this 2304-nucleotide messenger RNA. RefSeq lists its product as uncharacterized. Gene Ontology annotation, cellular component: nucleus; U2-type post-mRNA release spliceosomal complex. Gene Ontology annotation, molecular function: DNA binding. The transcript is spliced from 5 exons. Bases 1 to 2304 code for a protein of 767 amino acids. The record is from RefSeq and is a predicted model, not a curated record. NCBI's taxonomy places the organism in Eukaryota, Fungi, Basidiomycota, Tremellomycetes, Trichosporonales, Trichosporonaceae. Gene Ontology annotation, biological process: mRNA splicing, via spliceosome; spliceosomal complex disassembly.
AUGUUCGUGAAAAGGGCGCGGCCACGCCCGCAAGUUAGAGCGAGGGAAGCGGACGAAGACGAGGUCGCCACGGCUCCCUCGCCGGCUUCGUCGGGCGACACUGGCGACGAGGUCGGCAGCGUGAUGGAGAGGAAGAAGGCGCAACGCAAGAAGCAGCUUGGCAAGUCCAAGCUGAGCUUUGGCGGCGACGACGAGGCCGGCGGGUCGGACUCUACGCCGUUCAAGCAGCGCAAGUCGCUUCUCUCGCAGGCGCUCAAGGCCAGCGCACCCUCGACUCCAGCCGCGGCGGCAUCCACCAGCGGCGCGGGCGCGGGCGCCGGCUCGUCCUCGUCCAUGUACUCGCGCGACUACCUCGACGAGCUCAAGGCCGCUACGCCCUCGCGUGCCCCGCGCCCCGAGGACGGCGACGGCGACGGCGGGCUCUCGCGCGCCGCGCAGGACAAGUACGCAUCGGCCAUCGAGGACGACCGGUCGGCCGGCAUCCCGGAUGCGGCGGCGAUCGCGGCCGCCAAACACAAGCGAUCCGCGGCUCUGGGCGGUGUCCGGGGCGCCAAGGGCGAAGACAUGGACGACGAGUACAUCUCCCUCGGCGGCGACAACGAGCCGCACCCCGAAUCGCGGCUCAUGCGCGAGGAGGACGAGGGCGAGGACGGCGACGAGGACCUGGCCGACUACACCGAGUCCAACCAGCGGCUGUACAUUGGCAAGGACGCCAACCGGGCGGCAGCACGGCGGCUGAGGGGCGAGAUUGGCGAGAUGAUUGCAGAGCGCGAGGCGGAGAGCGACAGUGACGAGGAGACGCGGGCGUGGGAGGACACGAUCGUCGCUCGCGCUGGGACUGGGAUGGCCGAGGCCAAGAAGGAGCCGAAGAAGGCAGCGGGCUAUGUGCCGACAAAAAUGCCCUCCAUUCGCCCCGUCCCGACCAUUGCGUCAGUGGAAGCGAGGAUAGCGCAGAGUAUCGCCGAGUUGCGCGCCGUCAAGAUCGAGAACGAAUCAAACUUGGAAACGGCCAACCGCGACCUGGUACUUCUCGAGGAGCAGGAGCGCGACAUUCGCAAGCAGGUCGAGAGCGUCGAGGGCAAGCGAGAGUGGGUCGAAGAGUUCCAGGGAUGGGCCGAGAUGCUGGGUACCUUCCUCGAGGAAAAGCACCCAUUGCUCGAGGGCAUCGAAAAGGACGCGACCAAGUUUCAGCGCGAGCGCGCCAGUAUGAUCAGCGAGCGCCGUGCAGCAGACGACAGCGACGACCUGUCCCUCUUCCUCGGUAUCCCGACCAACGUCCCCGAGGGGAGCAAAGUGGACACGUCCACUGCCAACUCGGACUUUCGCCGCGUCAGGCGAACGGCCCGCGAUGACCGCCGUGGUCGCCGACGGGGUAUUGUCGUCGCGUCCGAGACCGACGAGGGCUUCUCGACCGACUCGGAGCUCGACCCGGACACGCAGGACGAAUAUGAUGCCUCGCAGCACGACCUCGAGCGCCGCGUCCACGCCCUCCUGGAGGACGUCAAGGCCGAGGACUUCAGGUACCCCGAGAAGGGUCUCGCCGUGCGCUUUGACGACUGGCGCUCGCGUUACCCCGACGACUACGAUGGCGCGUUUGGCGGCCUUGCGCUCGUGCAAGCAUGGGAGUUUUGGGCCCGCGGUGAGAUGGUCGGAUGGGACCCGUUAAGAAGCGACAGCCAGAUUGAGAGUUUUACGUGGUUUACCGCACUGUACAACUACUCGCGCCCACGCAACGGCCACGACGAGGACGACAUGGACAUUGACGAGGUCGGGCCCGAGGGCGACCUCGCGACCGAGAUGGUGUCCAAGGCCGUCGUCCCUGUUCUCAUCCGCGCACUCGAGGCUGGCGCAUACGACCCGUACUCGGCACCACAGACGCGCCGCGCCGUCGACAUUGCCGAGGUCAUCGCCGAGCUCACUGGCAAGGACAGCAAGAAGUACAGCUCGCUCCUCAAGGCGAUCAUGGGCGUGUACCAGGUGCACAUCUUCUCCCUUGCCGCUGCGGUCGCGUCGUCUGGCGGUCCCGGAUCCACCCGUCCGCCACCGUACAACCCUACGUCGCGCAGCGCAAUGCAGCGCUACGUGCGUCGCCGUCUCAAGCUCCUCCGCAACCUCCUCCUGUGGCGCCGCGUUGCGCCCAACGACGUGCCCGACCUCGUCGCGCGUAUCGUGUCCGUCGUCCUUCGUCCAGUGCUGUCGAGGACAUGGGAGGGCGGCGGCGAAGACAUGGCCAAGAAGGUCCUCGAGGUCGCUGGCGCGCACUUACCCCAUAAUCUUGUCACGUUCCUUCAGAAGGGACCGUAA